AUGGUGACGCAUCUUCUCUCCCAGAAAGAGACGAAAUCGGACGGUGUGUUCGUAUCGCUCUCAAGCUACCAUGGAACCAGCUCUCUCUAUCACUCUGAUCUACUGUUAAAAAUCGAAACUUUCUCACAUUCCGGCGGAGAAUCAAACGAUUCCGGUGAAAGAAGAGUGAAGAGUCAAAAGAGAAGAAUCAAAAAAAUGGAGAAACAACAAGGGAGAGAAGAAAGCAGCAACCUUGGACCUCCAUUAUUGAUUCCUCAGACACCUGUGAAGCCAAUUUCUCCGAUCUGUCCAUAUACACCGGAAGAACAAUCUUAUUGGAAUCAGGCUGAUGAUUGGAGUUUCGUUGACAUGAACGGUCUUGACCACUUGUCUUUUGGUGAUUUACUGGCUCUAGCCAACACUGCUUCUUCAUAUUUGGUCUCACCUCAGACUACUUUGCCUGAUAAUGCAUCCUCAGCUGCAACCGAAACGAUUGUAGGGAAAGUGGUUUGUGGAGAGAAAGGUGAUGAAGCAGUAGUGGAGAGUCUGAGCUCAGUGAGUAACAACAAUGUUGCUGAACAUAUCAAGACUCCGGAGAAGCCAAAGAGGAAGAAGCAUAGGCCUAAAGUUGUUAGAGAAGCUAAACCGAAGACGGAAACCAAACCGAAAACUCCUAGGAAGCCUGUGGUUAAAGAUCAAGAAAGCAAAACGCCUAGAAGGAAAUAUGUGCGGAAGAAGCAAGAAGUUAACAAGGAUCAAGAACCAGCAGCUGUAGAAGCUCCGACUCGUGCCAAGAAGCUUUGCAGACGAGCCUUGGAUUUCGAAGAUGAGAGUUCCAAACCAGAAAACAAGUCGAGUCUCAGCGGUACUAAGCACGCAGAUGAGAAGGAAUCAGCUUGCGUAGAAAAGCUGUCGGAUUCUGGAGAUCAAGAAUCUGAUGAUUGCUUUAUUAUUCCAGCGCCUAGCACGCGGCUCAGCCAACGUAAAAGAAAAGAGAAUGGCGGUGGAGUUGGUAGUUUCAUGGCACAAGCUGCAAAGAGAAGACAAGCUCCAAAGGAACCAACUCACUACGAGCAUUGUGACAACCAGAACCCGCAUUGGUUGGAUUUCACAAAACUGAUGAGAUCUGACACCUUUUGUAGCACAGAGGAGACUUCUGCCUUUGACUCAAGUUGCUACAGUUUCACAUCUCAGUCCAAAGCUAAUAGAGUUUUGACCUUUGAAGAAACCAAGCUUCUCUCCGAUAAGAGAGACUUGCCAACAAAGAAGAAAACCAGGAAUCUGUCAGCUAUAGAUAAAGAAAUGGAAGUCACUGAGAAGUUACAAGGAGGACGUUGUAGCAGACCGCAGAACAACAGUAACGCUCUUGUUGAGACGAGGGUGACAUCGACAUCAAGCAAGAAGAAGCGAGCCAUUAAGCAAAAUACUGUUCUCCUGAAUCUUUCUCAGCAUCCACCUUCGUUUGCUGGUCUUACUCCGGAUGAGCUUUGGAGUCAAGUUUACUCGGUUGAAGCAAUCAGUCAGCAGUUGCGUUCAUUAGACAUCAACAGGGAGAAUUCAGGGAAUGCUCUUGUUCCUUAUUGCCCAGGAAACCAAAUUACACUCUUCAACAGUGGCGCUGGAGCAAUUGUGCCUGCAACUCCUGUUAAAAAACGACGUCCACGAGCAAAGGUUGACCUUGACGAUGAGACCGACAGAGUUUGGAAGCUUCUGAUGGAUAAUAUUGACAGUCAGGGAGUUGAUGGGACGGAUGAUCAGAAAGCGAAGUUUUGGGAACAGGAACGCGAUGUCUUCCGAGGAAGAGCAAACACUUUCAUUUCAAGAAUGCAUCUGGUUCAAGGCGAUAGACGAUUUACACCUUGGAAAGGGUCAGUUGUCGAUUCUGUCGUUGGUGUCUUCCUGACGCAGAACGUGUCUGACCACUUGUCCAGUUCUGCCUUCAUGUCAAUUGUGGCAAAGUAUCCUGCUCAAUCAGUACCGACCAGAAACCCUGACGUAGGAACAAGCUCGUUCCAAAUAACCUUCUUGGACUCAGAGGAACCGAUGUCAAAUCCCCCUGUUACUUUAAACAACAUACCGCCUGAUGAGGAGAAGGAUUAUCUAGACAGUGAUGAAUCCUCUAGAGGCAGUAGUGAGAUAAGCGUUGAAGAUUCUGCACUUACAUGUCUGGAUUCGUUGGUUUUUGAUGAUCCUCAAAAUACAGAGAGAGCAGGAUCGAGCUCAGAGAUCAGCUCAAAAGGAGAGCAUUAUGGGUCUUUUGUGAAGCUCCUACAGGGUUUAGGGUCUGCUCAGCUGAAAGGCAAAGGAAGAGACGUUGUGAAAGAGUCUAAUCUGAAGAAUCAGUAUCAAGAAGUUUGGGUUUCAAGCAAUCCCGGAAGCUUACAAAUAUCACCAAAGGCGUCUCCUGGGGAUUGUAGCUCAGAAGUUCAAGAUUUCAUACAUCUGAAAAGGCAGACAAGGUCUUGUGAUGACAGUAAUGGGCCAUGCUGUUGCUUUGGGGAUGUUUUGAGUUGUCAGAAACCUGAAUGCUCUAGCAGCGUUCCUUCCACAAAACGCAAAGAAGUGACUUUGAUUCCUGAUCUUAAUGAAAUCUUUCUUGAUGUCCAAGAAGGCGCAGAGAAACCACCAGGUCCUGACUCAAGGCAGCAUCGAGGCUCGUUGGGCAAAGAGCAAGAUCCUAAGGACGAUUCUACCUCAAAAGCAAAAGCCAAAGGGAAAAAUGUUAAGGAAGAAACAGAGGGGUUUGAUUGGGAUAGUCUGAGAAGAGAAGCACAAGCUACCAAAGGCAAAAGAGAGAAAACAGAAAGGACAAUGGACUCGGUGGAUUGGGAGUCAAUAAGAAGAGCACAUGUUAGUGAAGUUGCUGAGACAAUCAAGAGUCGAGGGAUGAAUCACAUGCUUGCAGAACGUAUACAGGCCUUUCUUAACCGACUGGUCACAGACCACGGUAGUAUGGACCUAGAAUGGUUGAGAGAUGUCCCACCAGACAAGGCAAAAGAAUACCUUAUGAGCUUUAGAGGAUUAGGCCUUAAAAGUGUGGAGUGUGUGCGGCUUCUAACGCUGCAUCAUCUUGCCUUUCCGGUUGAUACUAACGUGGGGAGAAUUGCCGUUAGACUAGGAUGGGUACCGCUCCAGCCGCUCCCGGAGUCACUUCAGUUGCAUCUUUUGGAAAUGUAUCCUGUUCUUGAGUCCAUACAAAAGUACUUGUGGCCGCGUCUCUGUAAGCUCGACCAAAAGACACUGUACGAACUGCAUUACCAAUUGAUAACCUUCGGAAAGGUGUUUUGUACAAAGAGCAAACCUAACUGCAAUGCAUGCCCAAUGAGAGCAGAAUGCAGACACUUUGCCAGUGCAUUUGCAAGUGCAAGGCUUUCUUUACCCGGUACAGAGAAAGGUAGUGGGACACCUGAAAAAUAUCCUUUGCCUCUGCACCUGCCAGAGCCAUUGCAGAGAGAGGAAGGGUCAGAAGUAGUGAGACACUCGGAAUCAGCAAACAGGGCAACAUGUUAUGAACCCAUAGUCGAAGAGCCGGCAUCACCGGAGCUAGAAUGCGCACAAGUAUCAAUGGCUGACAUAGAAGAUGCAUUCUAUGAAGAUCCUGAAGAAAUCCCAACUAUUCAGCUAAACAUGGAUGACUUCACUAGCAACUUGAAGAAGAUAAUGGAGCACAACAAGGAGCUACAAGAUGGAAAUGUGUCCAACGCCCUAGUUGCACUUACCGCGGAAGCUGCUUCCAUCCCAAUGCCUAAGCUGAAGAAUAUCAGCCAGCUUAGGACAGAACACCGAGUCUACGAACUUCCAGAUUCACAUCCUCUUCUAGCUGGGAUGGAGAGGAGAGAACAUGACGAUCCAUGUUCUUAUCUGCUUGCAAUUUGGACACCAGGUGAGACGGUUGAUUCAAUUCAACCAGCUGUCAGCAAAUGCCUUUCCCAAGGGAAUGGUAAGCUGUGUGAUGAGGAGACUUGCUUCUCCUGCAACAGCAUUAAAGAAUCAAGAUCACAGACUGUGAGAGGAACAAUCUUGAUACCGUGUAGAACCGCACUGAGAGGUAGCUUCCCACUCAAUGGGACGUAUUUCCAAGUGAAUGAGGUGUUUGCGGAUCAUGCUUCUAGCUUGACCCCAAUUGAUGUUCCAAGGCAAUGGGUGUGGGACCUACAUAGAAGAACAGUCUACUUUGGUACAUCCAUACCAACCAUAUUCAAAGGUUUACCAACAGAGACUAUCCAACAAUGCUUCUGGAGAGGGUAUGUCUGCGUACGAGGUUUUGACAGGAAGACGAGAGGACCGAAGCCACUGAUCGCCAGACUCCACUUCCCUGCAAGCAGAUUGAAGUCACAAGUUAACAGUAGCUGA
Molecule: messenger RNA, 4332 nt
Organism: Microthlaspi erraticum
Lineage: Eukaryota; Viridiplantae; Streptophyta; Magnoliopsida; Brassicales; Brassicaceae
Source: the annotation of a GenBank genome assembly